CCUGGUGAAAUUCCAUUUCAGAUCGUUUCGCACAUCGACCCGGACGGCGAAGACGGUCACGAAGCUAGGAUCGACAGGCCUCUCUUCUAUAGCUCUGCUCCGCUCUCUCUCGUCGAUCCAUAUACCGCUGCGGAGAGGGGGAGUAGGGAAAGAGAGAGAGAAAAAAAAUGGCGCAUCGCUUUUACGAUGAGGGGGCCUACGUCGGACACAACGAUGCCCCCGCCGCAUACCCGCCGUCGUCGGUCGCAGACGAUGGCUCCUACCCUACGACGCAGCACCUCAACCGCGAGCCGCUCUCGGCCUCGCGAGAAUUCGAGCGACAAAGGUCUGAGUCUGCAUACAUGACGCCGCCGAGGGCUGGAUCCUCGCCGGCUGCGCAGACGCUCCUGGCACAUCACCAGCAGCAGUCGUCACAGCAACCUCACUCUUACUUUCCCCCAUCGCAGCAGCAGCAGCAGCAGCAGCAGCAGCAGCAGCAACCGUACGCAUCGUAUGCUGCUGCGCCACAGCACCCCUCGCCCUACUUUGCGGCGCCAGAGGGCCAGGCUUCGACCAAAGAAGCCGCCUCGUCACCUAUGGAGGGAACAAAUGUCAAGAGGGGCAAGACGGUCGCUUCUCGAGGAACGAAAGCAACAGCAGCAACAUCGACCUCGGCUGGAGCUGGGUCGAGGGGCUACUGGUUGCCUGGUCGGUGGGCGCUGGCGCUCUUCCUGACUGUCGUCAUCGAGUCGAUCAUUGUCAUUGCCAUGGUCGGCGCUGCUUUCGGUGUCGUCUGGCUCGACACGCGAGGGACGAAGGUCGAAGAGCUCAAGACGAUCAACGUCUUCUUCUCGCUCACGAUCUUCGCCAUGAUCUUCCUCGUCCUUGUUUCGCUCGAUGCCAACCGGCAAAAGAACACGAUCCAAAUCAUCGGUGUCGCCGCUCUCAACGUGGCCAUCCUUGUCACGACGGCCUUGGAGAUCCCUCAAGCCCACGACGCACUGCAGUACCAGGAUGACAAGGGUGGCGGAGCGCGGUGCAUGGACGUGCCCCAAGUCGCCGGGCGACGAGGGAGGAGGUGCAAUGCGAUCGACACGCUCUUUCCGCUCGUGGAAAAGCUCCUCAUCGUCGUGCCCGUCAUUGUCGGCGUCUCGCAGUUCGUCCUCACCUACUUGGCUUGGAAGCUGUGGUCAGAAUGGGGCUGGCGCAUCUACAAGGUGAUUGGCGCAGACAUCCAGACCCGAAGGCGGUAUCUUGGAUAUCAGGUCUUUGUCGUCUUCCUCAAAUUCGACUUCUUCUUUGGCGUCGCCUUUGCCAUGUCCUUCCUCAUCCUCGUCGCCAACCGCAACGACUGGGAGUAUGCCGUGACCAUCGCUGCGUUGCCCGCAGCCAUCAUCGUUCUUUUCUUGGCCAGCUGGGCUGCGACAAAGGAGAUCAAGUCUUUGAUGGCAUUUUCCAUUGCUUGCUUCCUGGCUGGUGCCGUGUACUUCAUCUACAAGAUCACGCGCAUCUAUGCUCCAUCGACGAGAGCUAGCUACCAGACGGUCGAACUCAGCUUGACAUUCUUCUCCAUCUUCGCUACUAUCUCCCUACUUUGCACCAUUGCAUUCGCCUGCGUCUGCUUGCACAACUUCGGAAAGGGCCUUCGACAGGCGCACGAGUCGAUCGGAUGGGGCUUCCGCCGACGCCGUCCAAAGCACAUGGCCUCAUCGAGCAUGGGCAGACAGCCUCGUCUAAGCCUCGAUGGCGUCUCGCUCGAGAGCAGCCAUGCGCACCCUGCCGCUGGAGGCCCUGCUUUCCAAGACGCUGCUCCUCCUGCCUCGCAUGCUCUCCCACGGGCUACGAACGGCGGACUUUACGAUGAUGACGACGACGAAGACUACGAAGAUGCCUACCGCCAGACUCAGCAAGCCAGCGGUCAAUAUCACCAAAAGAGCAACAACGCUCAUGCCCCAGCGUUCCGCAACACAAACCCCAGCAGGUUGAGCCUCGAUUAGGUUCUCUUAUGAGCAGUCUUGGGCUCGCGGAGGGCCUGCCCUCGACUGUUCUCUGCUUUGCUUCUCACGUACGACUCUCUUUACGCCUUUCUCUUUCUCUUCUUCUCUUUUGGUGUACUCUUGGGCUCCGGAUCUUGGUAACGGUUUCAAAUGAACACAGACCCUCCCCGUCACCCCUCUCCCCUUCUCCUUCGUUUGUACUUUCCGAUCGGUUACUCUCUCUGUGAAUGCUUACACCCAUUGCAUCACGAC
This is a messenger RNA of Acaromyces ingoldii, 2228 nucleotides long. RefSeq lists its product as hypothetical. Gene Ontology annotation, cellular component: Golgi apparatus. The record is from RefSeq and is a predicted model, not a curated record. NCBI's taxonomy places the organism in Eukaryota, Fungi, Basidiomycota, Exobasidiomycetes, Exobasidiales, Cryptobasidiaceae. The coding region runs from base 168 to 1976 and encodes 602 amino acids. The transcript is spliced from 5 exons.